This is a messenger RNA of Lobosporangium transversale, 730 nucleotides long. RefSeq lists its product as hypothetical. NCBI's taxonomy places the organism in Eukaryota, Fungi, Mortierellomycota, Mortierellomycetes, Mortierellales, Mortierellaceae. The coding region runs from base 97 to 639 and encodes 180 amino acids. The record is from RefSeq and is a predicted model, not a curated record. The transcript is spliced from 4 exons.
CGAUUCUUCACCAGUUUCAUAAAACAGCAUUCAGAAAGUCAUCCAAUUGUGGGAUUUUGGCUCCUUUUCUCAUUCAUACUCUAUUUUCCUCUUCUAAUGGAUCCAUCAGGACUACCUCGAACAUCUGGUUCCACCCAAACGUCAUUCCCUAAUGCUUACAGCCAGAACACAAACAACAGUGGUACGAGCGACAGUGGGGGCUACUAUGUUCCGCCUUCGUCCGAGCUAACAUCCUCAGAUCAUGAUAACGCAUUGGGAGUCAUCGAAGCAGCAUUCAAACAAACAGACUGUAUGCUGGAUCAGCGAGAUAUGAAAGCGUUUGGAGAUAAUUCAGAGAGCAUCUUUCAGGAACUCAACAAUAUCAGGAAGAAACAGUUGGCAUUGGCUGCGAAACAUAUCAGUAUUGAGACAGUUGCAGACGAUGACAGGUCAUUAGCACCUGAUGGGAAACUUUUAGAUGCGGCCGAGAAGGACGAAAUUGAUCCAUUCCAAUUCGCGAGGAAAGGAAAAGAACUGCAGGAUCUCAUGGCCAGUCUGGAAGAUCUAGGUCGAUCCAUGUCUGAUUUCCAUGAACUUUCGAAUUCGACCAAGAAACAGCCAACAUUUGUUUCAUAUCCUUCAUCAGCUCCAAGAAAAUAGUAUUUGUCCAUUGUAUAAAUAGUACAUUUAUUUCCUUCAUUUAAUAUAUACCCAUUUCUCUUUGGAAAUAAAUCAUUACUUUUUAUUAACC